Messenger RNA from Prunus armeniaca (apricot), 810 nucleotides. NCBI's taxonomy places the organism in Eukaryota, Viridiplantae, Streptophyta, Magnoliopsida, Rosales, Rosaceae. The record is from the annotation of a GenBank genome assembly.
AUGGCUGGGAUUCUUGGACCGUCUUUGUUGGAGAGAAGGCCAAAUGGUUCAUGGUGCAGACCAUUGAGGACAUUAAUGCUCAAGUCAUUGAAGGAUAUUAGAGGCAAGGCUAUUAAGGCCGGAGAAGUGUUUAAACAACCAACUGUUGAGGCAACUUCUUCUGCCAGGAGGAACCAAAGAAAUGAGGUUGCCCUAGCUCAGGACAGUGUUGUCCAGUCUAAAACCUCAAUUGAAAGUCCCCCUCCUCCUCCUACUAGGUCAAAAAGACUUAGGAAGAGGACUGUGGUGGAAUAUCUGGCCACAGAAGAACCUACAGCAGCUCCUACAAUAACUUCUGGAACAGAUGAAGAGCUAAGGGAGGCUUUUGAAGCUAUAAAGCAGGAAAAAGAAGUAGAUGUCUCAACAGGAGACAAGGAGAAGACCAAAGAAGUCGAGGAAGAAGAGGAGAUUCUCGCUGAGGUGAUAGCAGAAAGCAUUGCCUUGGCCCAACAACACCAAGAAUCUCAUAGGGCAGAACCCACAAGGGGGGCAAAGUACUCUGUUGUUGCCCCUGUACCCGAGGUAAAAGAGAACAGAACUGCUAGGACUCUGGCUGUGGUGACCAGUCCUCUUAAGCCACCUAUUGUGGCUAUGCCUAUCCACUAUAUCCCUGGCUCCUCAACCACGGCCUCAUUUGCUGAUCCAGAAUUGGUAGAGUUUGAAACCAUGGAUCUGGAUGCUCAGCUGGAUAAGCUAAAGAAGCUCAACUCGACUCCUAGCAAGGCUAAGUCCAAAGCAGUGGAUGAGGCAGUGGACAGAGUAAGAAUCUAG